UCUGUAAAUAUUCAGUGUCGUAAAGUGCCAAACAUACAGUAAAACAAAAGCUUUUGUGUAACGGUUCUACCGUAAUGGAGAAUCUCCAUUAAAAAAGCGCAUCAGCGCAGUAGUCUUGAAAAAUUCCAAUUGGAAAAAACUUAUUGUCUUUUAAACUAAUUUUAAUCUCUCCUCAUAUAUAAAAUGUUCGUCAAAGUGAAGAUAGAUGACGAUGGAAACACAAGCCUGAAGCCGGAAAUGUUUGAGCUCAAGAAUAAUGCGACCAUUGGCGAAUUGAAGCAAAAACUGGAGGUGAAGGUGGGUCUUCCAUUGGCACGCCUGAACGUAAAGAGCUUCCACAAGUCCCUCGAAAACGAAGAGUACAUUACCAAUCUGCUCCGUGUCCAAGACAAAAACGAUUCCACUCAACCGAUGCCGACGCUUAAUGGCACGUCCUUUUCGCUGUAUCACGAGAAAUCCUUCGUUGGGUUUCUUCAAUUUUACACAAUACCUGAAGGAAAGACCCAACAAGAUUUCUUAAAUCUGCCCAAAAGCUCUAUGCUGCUGCCCGUCGACAGGCUACCUCAUUUCUGCGAGGCGUCGGACUCGCAAGAUUCCUCUGCUUCGAGUACCUCGCACAAGACGAACACCAGCUUUGAAUCCGCCAGCACGAGCGGCAGCGCGGAAGCGCGAAAGAGGAGGGUGAGCGCCUCCGAUGAAGAAUCUGCAGCCAAAAGGCUUAGGAGCAACCAAAUGAACGUGGUCAAAGUGGUUCCGCAGCAGAAUCUGCUCUCUGACAGGCCAGCCGGAAACAUGGCUUCCAUUUUUGGCUCCAAGGUUCAGAUAAUGGCGUGCAAAUCGGAGACGAGCACCAGCAGCAGCGCAGUGGAGCCAGUCGCGCAGUGCUGGAAUAAGAAGAGGGACUGUUGCCUGCCGCCGAAUUGCAAAAACAGAGAUACCCGGCCGCCGUAUGCGAACACAAUGCCCGAGAACCGGAAAUACUGUCUGGUGAUAACAAACGAGAGUUCGAGCGCAGAAGGUGUGGACACCGUUGCCCUGAUGGAACACUUUCAUUCUCUAUUCGAGGAAAGUGGAUCGAGCGUCAGCGAUCUCAAUUUCAAUGAGUGUGCCUCAACGCAGACAUUCGACUCCAACAUGCUAGUGGUCUGCGAGGAUGAGGAAACCGCCCAAUGGGUCAUUUCAGCCGUCGAUGGUGUGUGCCCGCCGCAUUCCUGCCAGCUCUUCAUCGAGUUCUUCGGCCUUCUGAGGGCGUCCUUCGUUCUGCCGCUGGUCAGUCCGAGCAAGUCGCUGUGUGUGAUCUUCGCAUUAUUGGAGUCGCAGAACCCGGGCCUGAAUACCGACAAGUGGGCCGUGGUCAAUCGCUGCACCCUGGACUGCAACGAUGUGGAGCGACAGGUCGCUCAGUUCUGCGACAACAUCGUAAUAGAUCUGUAUCUCGACGAUGAAAGUAAGGAGUUCAUAACCGAAAGAUGCUCCAAAUUGCGCUACUGCUUCUGGCAACUUCGAUUCAAUUUUGCUUGCUAGGGGUGCAUGUAUUUGGGUUUUCCAAAUUUCUUGUUAACUUUUUAGGGCUUAUUUACUUGAAAUAGUAAAAUUGUAUGAAGUGAGCAAAUUAAACGUGAAUGAAAGUUGUUAAAAAUC
This is a messenger RNA of Drosophila erecta, 1641 nucleotides long. RefSeq lists its product as uncharacterized. The transcript is spliced from 3 exons. The record is from RefSeq and is a predicted model, not a curated record. NCBI's taxonomy places the organism in Eukaryota, Metazoa, Arthropoda, Insecta, Diptera, Drosophilidae. Bases 184 to 1524 code for a protein of 446 amino acids.